Messenger RNA from Ahaetulla prasina, 1320 nucleotides. It is a transcript of the gene TRPT1, whose product is annotated as tRNA phosphotransferase 1. The record is from RefSeq and is a predicted model, not a curated record. Bases 170 to 883 code for a protein of 237 amino acids. The transcript has 8 exons. Gene Ontology annotation, molecular function: tRNA 2'-phosphotransferase activity. Lineage: Eukaryota; Metazoa; Chordata; Lepidosauria; Squamata; Colubridae. Gene Ontology annotation, biological process: tRNA splicing, via endonucleolytic cleavage and ligation.
GAGGAAAACUAUCUCAGCGCCGAACAGGCUGGUGAGAUGAAAUAAAAAGACAAGACUAUUGGAAGAAGCCCCCCAAAAAGACAGAAAUGGCAGUUUUUAUUCAUUGUUCCCAUUUCAGCUGCCGGCUCAGGGGGUUUAUCCAGGAGGAUUUUGCAGGCAUAAAACACACAUGGCCGCAGCAGGAUCAAACAUUGGCAAGGAAGCUUUGCAAAACUCUGCAAGAAGAGAGCGAAAGCGAAAAAGCCGGAGAAGAUCCAGAGAUCAGGAUCCAGAUGUUCGCCUGUCCAAAGCGCUCUCGUAUGCUUUGCGCCACGGGGCCGAAAAUCUGGGCCUCCGCAUGUCAUCUGAUGGCUUUGUCGACGUGGGGGAGAUUCUUCAUUUGCCCCAGUUUAAGGCCUGGUCUGAGGAGGACGUGAAACGUAUUGUGGAGACCAACGAAAAACAGCGAUUUGCUCUGUGCCAACAUCCGUCCAGCGGACACCUCCAGAUCCGUGCGAAUCAAGGGCACUCGCUACAGGUUCCCGGGCUGGAAUUAACUCCGCUGCAGACGCUACAGGACUUCCCAGAGACUGUGGCUCACGGCACACUUCUGUGCCACUGGCCAGCCAUUCGUCAGCGUGGCCUGUCGCGGAUGGGAAGAACGCACAUCCAUUUAGCCCCUGGAUUGCCAGGGGAGGGGGCUGUCCUGAGCGGAAUGAGACUCAGUUCUGAAGUGGCCAUAAUCAUUGAUGUUCCCAAGGCGCUGGCAGAUGGGAUCUCAUUCUUCCGCUCGGCUAACGGAGUCAUCCUGACCCCAGGCAAUGCAGACGGGCUGUUGCUUCCUCGCUACUUCAGCAGAGCACUGCAGCUUCAACCUCGACGAGGCCUCCUCCCUCUUGAGUGACCGUUCCUGACAUGGAUCUCUUCCCUUCCAUCGUUUCAUCCGAGAGACACGCGUUGAUCACACGUGUGCGUUUGAACACGUAACUAAACCAGGAACUUUCACUAUGGAAUUGUCUUUUUGACCUCCCCGUAGAAAAUAUAUCUCCAGUCCCAUUUGGGUAGUCCUCAACCUAGGACCGCAAGUCAGCCCAAAAUUCCUGCCACUAAGCGAGUUAAGUGAAGUGAGCUUUGUCCCGUUUUACGACCUUCCUUGCCACGGUUGUUCAGUGAGUCACCGCAGCUGUGAAGUUGGUAACACGGCUGUUAAGUGAAUCGGGCAUCCCGAUUGGCAUGUUAGAAGGUGAUGCCAUGGCCUUGGGACACAGCAACCGUCAUAAAUAGGAACCCGUGGCCAAGCAUCCAAAUUUUGAUCACGUGACCAUAGGGGUGCUGCAAUGG